CGAGAUAUAAAACUCGUUUCGAACAGAGAAAAUUCAAAGCGACCAUCACUACCACCAUUCUCCUCAGUUUCCGACCAAUUUUUAGAGAGAGAAAAUGUCGUCCGAAUCAAACACCACCACGACGAAGCAGCAAAACCCUAAAAAAGCUAAUUUGUUGGAUCAUAAUUCCCUCAAACAUAUCCUUGACGAAUCUGCUAGUGAGGUUGUUAAGAGUCGCGGAUAUGUGGAAAAUGUGAGGAUGAGCAAUGUUCGGCUGUUGAUGGGAACUUUUAUCAUAACCAUUGCCCUGGUGGCACAAUUUUACCCUAAGAAGUUCCCGGAGAACAAGGAUUUUUUGAUCGGCUGCAUCAUAUUAUAUAUUGUCUUCAAUGGUUUGCUGCAGCUGAUCAUCUACAGAAAGGAAAAGAACGCUAUAAUGUUCACCUAUCCUCCAUCGGGAUCUUACAAUGCUACAGGCCUUGUGGUAUCUUCAAAGUUGCCAAGGUUCUCUGAUAUGUACACUCUAACAAUCGAAAGUGCUGAUCCAAAAUCAAUCUCCGCUAACAAACCUGUUGAGUUGACUAAGAGUGUUACCAAAUGGUUCACUAAGGAUGGAGUUUUGGUGGAAGGUCUUUUCUGGAAAGAUGUUGAGGGGCUAGUAGAUGAAUAUAACAAGGAACCAAAGAAGAACAAGUGAAUACUACCAGUGUAGUAGCCCUAGAUUUAAGCAGCUUUCAAUUAAAGGCUUUAUGAUAAUUAUUAGCUUAAUUAUUUUGACAAAGUAAGGUUAUGGUUAAAAAUUGUUUGUGAUUUCAAAGUGUUUAAGAUAUUUAUAUCAAAGGUCUGAUUUUUGAGUUGUUGUAUGAA
Spinacia oleracea (spinach) is the source of this 846-nucleotide messenger RNA. RefSeq names its product signal peptidase complex subunit 2. Lineage: Eukaryota; Viridiplantae; Streptophyta; Magnoliopsida; Caryophyllales; Amaranthaceae. Gene Ontology annotation, cellular component: signal peptidase complex; membrane. The record is from RefSeq and is a predicted model, not a curated record. The transcript is spliced from 5 exons. The coding region runs from base 95 to 676 and encodes 193 amino acids. Gene Ontology annotation, biological process: protein targeting to ER.